CGAACAACAGCUAAAAAUACAACCCACUGAUUCCAUUUUGAUAAACACGCUUACUGGCAAGAAGCUGAAAUUUUUCUCCUGAAAGAUGAGACCUUCCAAUUAUAAUAUAAUAGGACCAAAGCCGACGAACGAAGAAGAUCUGGAGUUCAACAACACAAUUAUCAAUUGUUCCAUCACUCUUCUAGGCCUUAAGACAACCGCCCACUUCUUCUCACGUACUAGCACCUUUAUUCCUAUUUCAAAAUAUAAGAUUGUCAAGAAAGGGUUUACGAAAGGGCCACCACACUGGUAUGGUUGUGAGGAUCAGACAGAAGCAGCGACUUUGAGGUUUCUCGCUCGAAAAACAUCCCUUCCCGUACCUAAGGUCUAUUGCUCCUUUAGACACAAAAAUCAUUUUUACAUUGUCAUGGAAAGGAUACAAGGCGAGACACUUUCAGAGGCCUGGCCGAAGUUAUCCAAAGUAUCCAAGUACGAAAUAUAUGCGCAGUUGCGGGAUAUGUUCCAAGAACUACGUUCCCUCGAGCCUCAUCCGCAUAGAGGAGUGGAAAGCACUACCGCGGGCUCUUUGCGUGACUUCCGUUAUCCCCGCGUUUCCGGGCCUCAGCCACGAUUCGGCAGUUUUCGUACCAUUCAAGAGUUUCAUCGCCAACUCAGAAACAAUUUACCACUGGAAAAACUGCUGGGCUGGAAAGAAAACCAUAACUGGCAGGAAAUCAAAGAGGUGAUUACCAAGCACGAUGGACCUUGGCCUCCACCAGUUUUUACACAUGCCAAUGUGAGCCCGUCGAAUAUUCUUGUACGUGGAGAUAAGGUUGUUGGAAUCGUUGACUGGGAGUUUUCUGGUUGGUAUCCUCACUACUGGGAGUAUACGUCUGCGUGGUUUGGCAAUUCUACGAGGCCAGAGUGGCAAGAUGAACUAGAAGAGUUUCUCGAUCCAUUCCCUAUGGAGUUGGAGAUGGAAACAAUUCGCAGAAAAUGGUGGGGACGGCAUUGAAUUUAGAAAAUGAUGUUUGUAGUAUAUCACAGUGACUCUUUGUACCACUAUUUGAACACGAAGAUACGAGGUAGUCCUUUACCUACCAGGAUAUCUUAUGAAAGUGCUGGGAAGAGAGAGAUUAGAUUUCAAUUUCAGAUAAAUCAUAGUUCAAUCAAAUAGAAAGUAUUGUGGGAAGAGC
Molecule: messenger RNA, 1175 nt
Organism: Talaromyces proteolyticus
Lineage: Eukaryota; Fungi; Ascomycota; Eurotiomycetes; Eurotiales; Trichocomaceae
Product: kinase-like domain-containing protein
Exons: 1
Coding region: 86-994 (302 amino acids)
Source: RefSeq, a predicted model, not a curated record